Ficedula albicollis (Collared flycatcher) is the source of this 1845-nucleotide messenger RNA. RefSeq names its product chromosome 17 open reading frame, human C9orf78 (gene C17H9orf78). Gene Ontology annotation, cellular component: spliceosomal complex. The transcript has 9 exons. Gene Ontology annotation, biological process: mRNA splicing, via spliceosome. Bases 1 to 870 code for a protein of 289 amino acids. NCBI's taxonomy places the organism in Eukaryota, Metazoa, Chordata, Aves, Passeriformes, Muscicapidae. The record is from RefSeq and is a predicted model, not a curated record.
AUGCCGGGCCACAAGUCCUUCCGCCGGCGCAGGGAGGACGAGGAGGAGGAGGAGGAGGACGAGCAGCUCGCCGAGGAGGUCAGGUUAAAACUUGAGGAAGCCAAAGAAGUUCAGAGCCUCAGAAAGCGGCCCAAUGGGGUGAGUGCUGUAGCUCUACUGGUGGGAGAGAAGUUGCAAGAAGAAGCCACACUUGUGGAUGACCCAUUUAAGAUAAAAUCUGGAGGAAUGGUGGACAUGAAGAAGCUGAAAGAAAGAGGCAAGGACAGGAUUAAUGAAGAGGAAGAUCUGAACUUGGGAACUUCCUUCUCAGCAGAAACCAACAGGCGGGAUGAAGAUGCUGACAUGAUGAAAUACAUUGAGACUGAGCUGAAGAAGAGAAAGGGAAUUGUGGAGAACGAGGAGCAGAAGGUGAAGCUUAAGAAUGCUGAGGACUCCCUGUACGAGCUGCCAGAGAACAUCCGUGUCUCCUCUGCCAAGAAGACUGAGGAGAUGUUGUCCAACCAGAUGCUGAGUGGCAUUCCUGAAGUGGACCUGGGAAUCGAUGCAAAAAUAAAAAACAUCAUCUCAACUGAGGAGGCCAAGGCCAAGCUGCUGGCAGAACAGCAGAACAAGAAGAAAGACAGUGAAACUUCCUUUGUUCCCACCAACAUGGCUGUUAAUUAUGUCCAGCACAACAGAUUUUAUCACGAGGAGCUGAAUGCACCAGUGCGAAGGAACAAGGAGGAGCCAAAGCCCCGUCCACUGCGAGUGGGGGACACGGAGAGGCCAGAACCUGAGCGGUCCCCUCCAAAUCGCAAACGUCCCCUCAAUGAAAAGGCCACAGAUGAUUAUCACUAUGAGAAGUUCAAGAAGAUGAAUAGGCGAUACUGAUGGAUGUGGACUGACGCCUUUGGAGUUGUAUAAAGGAUUUUGUGUCAGUGGCCUGCAGUGGAAUUUGGGAAGAGUCACUACCUUCAGAUGCUGAUGUUACCUACAAAGCUUUUCCUGUGUGGUCUUGUAGUGAAUCAGUUUGCAGGUGAUUGUGAGCUUUGUGGUUGGUGUAACUUUGUAUAUAAAUCUGUUCUUAUAAAUUAAGUUUUAUAAUGGAAAAUGAGCUUUCAUGGUUGGCAUUUUUUAAUGAGAAAACAAAUUGGCUUUUAUAGAUUUUUCUUUUCUCCGUCUUAAUACCAAAAAAGAGAUCCUUUAAAAGCAGCAAUGCUGUUUGCUUUGUAAAUGUAAAGCUCUUGGGAGCUUGUCUUCUUGUCCACAUAUCUUUCCCAGAAGUGCAGUUGGGUACUUGUAGUGAAGGUUUGUAAUUUGAAAACAGUAAAAGUGUUUUUUAAGUUAUCAUAGCAUUUUUUUCUUCUGGAAUUCAUGCUGAUGGGGUUUUCCUGGUUUGUGGGUUUUGGUCAUGCUGAUGGCCAGGUUUUCCCAUCGCUCAGAAGUGACAACUCCAGGGUAGGGAGAGACAACCUCCGAUUUCACUUUUUCUCAGAAAAGGGGAGGAAUUUCCGUGCCAGGCCUGAGGUUAGUUUGCCCCUGAGCUUGUGCUCUGUGCAGGUCAGCAGAGGAUCCCUUGAACAGAUGGUGUUAAACUGAGACAGGGGAGAUUUAGAUUAGAUACUAGAAACAAAAUUUUUCACUGUUCGGGUGGUCGGGCUUUAGAAUAGGCUACCCAGGGAGGCAGUGGGCACCAUUCCUGGAGGUGUUAAAGAGGUUGUGUCAGGAUAUGACACUGGGUUCUGUGUGGGUUUUGUGGUUAUGAGGUUACAGUGUCAGUGCUGGAUGGACAGUUGUACAUGAUGACGUUAAAGGUCUCUUAUAACAAUGAUGAUUCUUUGAUUCCUCCAUUCUAACACCCGGCGA